AUGGACUUUUCAGACAAGUGGAGUAAUUUGCCCACCGCUCCCAGUCUAAAGAACUUGACGGACGGAGGGUUUGGCUUACUAAAAGAAACACAACAUGUCCCCGUUCAGGAUCUAACCAAAGCUCACAUUGAGUCGUUUGACCAUAAUGUGUCUCAGGGACUUAGCCGCGUCGUGCAGGCCAUCCCACCUUUGGAGUUUAUGGCCAAAAACGAGCGGGUCAGCCUGUCCUUUGUGGAGGCCACCAUCUACAACCCGGUGGUCGCCAAAGGGAGCAUCUGUAGAGAGAUGAAGGUGUUCCCAGCCGAGUGCCGGGGAAGGAGGUGUUCUUACAAAGGAAAGCUGGUGGCGGACAUCAGCUGGUCCAUCAACGGAGUCCCUAAAGGCAUCAUCAAGCAGUCUCUGGGUCAGGUGCCGAUCAUGGUGAAGUCAAAGCUGUGUAACCUGCACGGCUUGUCUCCUAAAGAGCUGGUUCAGCAUCAUGAAGAAGCAGAGGAAAUGGGAGGUUAUUUCGUCGUGAACGGAAUCGAGAAAGUGAUCCGCAUGCUGAUAAUGCCACGGAGAAACUACCCAAUUGCCAUGACGAGACCCAAGUGGAAGAGCAGGGGUCAGGGAUACACUGAGUAUGGUAUAUCCAUGCGUUGCGUGAGAGAGGAGCACACAGCGAUCAAUAUGAAUCUCCAUUACCUGGAUAACGGGACUGUGAUGUUGAACUUUAUCUAUCAGAAAGAGCUUUUCUUCCUCCCUAUAGGCUUCGUUCUGAAGGCCCUGGUGGACUUCACUGACGUCCAGAUUCACAGGGAGCUGAUCAAAGGGCUUGAGGACAACUCCUUCUAUAAGACCUGUGCGUCAGAGAUGCUGCGCAUCGUCAUGGAGGAGGACUGCACCACCCGCAGCCAGGUGCUGAACUUCCUGGGAGAGCGCUUCAGGGUUAAGCUGAACCUGCCAGAGUGGUACACCAACGAGCAGUGCGCCAUCUUCCUGCUAAAUGAGUGCAUCUGCAUCCACCUGAAGUCGGACACGGAGAAAUUCUACCUGCUGUGUCUGAUGACCAGGAAGCUUUUCACGUAUGCCAAACAGGAGUGCAUGGAAGAGAACCCGGACAGCAUUGUGUGUCAUGAAGUUCUGACCCCUGGUCAGCUCUACCUCAUGUUCCUGAAAGAGAGACUGACUGCAUGGCUUUUGUCGGUGAAGCUGUCCUUUGAGAAAAGGGGAAUCAAGCUGUCUGCAGGAUGGACCACAGAAAACAUGACUAAGAUGUUAGACAUGGGAUCAGACCUGACCAAAUCUUUUGAAUAUUUGCUGGCCACCGGGAAUCUCAGCUCCAAGACGGGCCUCGGCAUGCUGCAGAACACCGGCCUCUGCGUUGUGGCCGACAAGCUCAACUUCAUCCGUUACCUGUCCCACUUCCGCUGCAUCCACCGAGGGGCGGCGUUCGCCAAGAUGAGGACCACCUCCGUUCGGAAGCUGCUGCCCGAGUCCUGGGGUUUCUUGUGCCCCGUCCACACCCCGGACGGAGAGCCCUGUGGACUCAUGAACCACAUGACGGCCAGCUGUGAAAUCGUGGCGGCGACCACACCCACAGCAUCCCUGCCCGCCCUGCUCUGCUCCCUCGGCGUGACUCCGGUGGAUGGAUCUCCCGGUCGGGCCUUCUCAGACUGCUAUCCUGUGAUUGUGGAUGGAGCUGUUGUCGGAUGGGUAGAAACCGACUUGGCCCCAUCUGUUGUUGACUCACUCCGUAGGUUCAAGGUACUGAGAGAGAAGAGGAUCCCUCCCUGGACAGAGAUCGUCCUGGUUCCCGAAACGGGAAAGGCCAGUUUAUAUCCAGGCCUGUAUCUCUUCACGACACCAUGCCGUAUGAUGCGACCCGUCCAAAACUUGGCUCUUGGCAAACAAGAGUUGAUUGGCACCUUUGAGCAGCUGUACAUCAACGUGGGGAUCUUGGAGGAUGAGAUCGAACCAGGUGUGACCACGCACCAGGAGCUCUUCCCUCACAGUAUGCUCAGUGUUGUGGCCAACUUCAUCCCUUACUCGGACCACAACCAGAGCCCCAGAAACAUGUACCAGUGUCAGAUGGGUAAGCAGACAAUGGGCUUCCCCCUGCACUCGUUCAUGGACCGCUCCGAUAACAAACUGUACCGACUGCAGACUCCACAAAGCCCCCUCGUCAGGCCCUACAUGUACGACCACUACAACCUGGACAACUACCCCAGCGGCACCAACGCCAUCGUGGCCGUCAUCUCCUACACGGGUUACGACAUGGAGGACGCCAUGAUUGUGAACAAGUCGUCGUGGGAGAGAGGCUUCGCCCACGGGAGCAUCUACAAGAGCGAACUAGUGGACCUGGCAGAAAAAGUGAGGGGAGAGGACGCAGUGGUGUUUGGGACAAAGGCGGGUGACCCGAAAGUAAACGACAGACUGGACGCUGAUGGACUGCCUCGUAUCGGAUCAAAGCUUCAGUACGGAGACCCCUUCUAUAGCUACAUCAACCUGAACACAGGCCAGUCCUUCAUCACCUACUACAGGAGCCAAGAGGCCUGCGUUGUUGACAAUAUAAAGAUCUGUAGUAAUGACACCGGCUCAAGCUGUUUUAAGCGGAUCUGCAUCACCAUGCGAGUGCCACGAAAUCCCACCAUUGGAGACAAGUUUGCCAGCCGCCACGGCCAGAAGGGCAUCCUGAGUCGGCUUUGGCCAGCGGAGGACAUGCCGUUCACCGAGAGCGGCAUGACCCCGGACAUCCUGUUCAACCCGCACGGCUUCCCGUCCCGCAUGACCAUCGGGAUGCUGAUCGAGAGCAUGGCCGGCAAGUCCGGCGCCCUGCACGGACUGAGCCACGACGCCACCCCCUUCACCUUCUCCGAGGAGAACUCGGCACUAGAGCACUUUGGCAAAUUGCUCCGGGCGGGCGGCUACAACUAUUACGGCACGGAGCGGCUGUACAGCGGCCUGAGCGGUCUGGAGCUGGAGGCCGACAUCUUCAUCGGCGUGGUCUACUAUCAGAGACUGCGCCACAUGGUCUCCGACAAAUUCCAAGUGAGGACCACGGGGGCGAGGGACAGAGUGACAAACCAGCCCGUCGGAGGGAGGAACAUCCAGGGAGGCAUUCGCUUCGGGGAGAUGGAGCGCGACGCCCUGCUGGCUCACGGCUCCUCCUUCUUGCUGCACGACCGCCUCUUCAACUGCUCGGACCGCUCGGUGGCCCAGGUGUGCGUGGACUGCGGCAGCCUCCUCUCCCCGCUGCUGGAGAAACCCCCGCCCCACUGGUCAGCCAUGCGCCACCGCCAAACCGUCUGCACCCUGUGCGGCAAAAGUGACUCCAUCGACUCGGUGUCUGUUCCCUAUGUGUUCCGCUACUUUGUAGCCGAGCUGGCAGCCAUGAACAUCAAACUGGGCCAGGAUGCCUGGGAGGUCCAGCACAGUGGGGAUCGUGUAGGUUGGUUUCACAGAACCAUCCAAAGCGGCACCGCCCUCAGGGCUGAUCCAAACGGUGGCCCGCACCCGGGCAUCACCCCCCCCUUUAAUGUCAGUGUCCAGAGAGUCUCCCACCAUAAUGCAGUCCUGCGCCUCCACCUCCAGCAGGUCGAAGCACAACGUGAAGAUGGACAGACACGGUUUCUGCUCCACGUGCUCCCCCCCGAUCACUAUUCUGUCAAAGAACUCCUCACACUGGACCGCCUCCACUUUCUCCCUCUGAGUACGAGCCUCUCCAUUGGUCAGCAGCAGCAGCUUGUACGUGCGGCGCAGUUGUCUCAGGAGGUUUUUUACUUCAGGGGUCAGGCAGAGAACCUCCAGCCGGCUAUUUUUCCACAGGUAGUAGCAUUGACUGGCCAAGGAGGGAGCGAAGGAGCUGCCCACGGUCUCAGUGAUGCUCUCCUCCCAGUGACAAACGCGAAGGCCAUCCAUGGAUCUGCCAGAUGA
Molecule: messenger RNA, 3915 nt
Organism: Menidia menidia (Atlantic silverside)
Lineage: Eukaryota; Metazoa; Chordata; Actinopteri; Atheriniformes; Atherinopsidae
Source: the annotation of a GenBank genome assembly